AUGACGCGGCUGCCUGAAAGGCUUUUGGGCAAUCAGAUUGGCAAUGUGGCUCCACGGGGAAGAGCCGGAAGGCGUGGUGGUGGCGCCGCUACCCAAGGAAGAGGAAGAGGAGGGCCAGCUUCCAAUCCUAGAGGCAAGAGGUUGAGGCCUAGUGAUGAUGUGCAUACCGAUCAGGAGCAGCCUCGCGAGGACACCCCUGAAGGCGUCGCUGGACAGGCAGCCGGUGCAGGUGACCACGGUCUGAACAAGGAACCUGCAAAUUUGGGAAUAGAUCGCGGAGCUGCCGAUAGAUUUGCGAGUGAAGCCAUGAUAACGCCACAGGCUGAGAGGGCUCUUAAUUGUUCUGCGAUUGACCGAAGUGAAAGCCAAGCAGCCUCGCAGCCUAGUGGAAACGACCCCCCAGAAAUUAUCGCCAUAGACAAAGCCACGGCAAUCCCACCAGUGCCAGAGAGGGUUGAAGUAGGCAACUCCCCAAUAUAUAUAACUGGUAAGAAGUUGAGUGGUAAGGUCUAUGUUGGCAGACGAUUAGGUAUGCCCAGUGGAGGAUACAAGGGUCGAAAUGCAAUCGAGUCAAUGCAGAGGCUAAGCGAAAUCCUCCUUCAUCUAAAGAACUCUUUCCUGCAUCAAUACCGUGUAGGUUGCACUGAAAUUUGUGCAUCGGAGAAGCAGGGAAGGGCUCUCAAUGGUUGUUAUGGCAUACCAUCGGUACACUACAAGGGUUGCCAAGGAGACUACUACAUUCUUGUAAUGGACCUGCUUGGUCCUAGCCUCUGGAAUGCUUGGCAUUCACCAGGACAGGACUUUAUACAUGGUGAUGUAAAACCUGAAAACUUUUUGCUUGGUCAGCCUGGAUCUGCUCAAGAAAAGAAGCUUUUUCUCAUUAAUUUUGGUUUAGCAUCUAACUGGAAAUGGAAAAGAGGAUCAUCCAGUAUGCAUGUUCAGUAUGAUCAGAGGCUAGACAUAUUUAGGGGAACAAUUAGAUAUGCUAGCGUCCAUGCCCAUUUAGGUCGUACGGGCAGUAGGAGAGAUGAUUUGGAGUCACUAGCAUACAGCCUUAUAUUUUUAUUACGAGGAAGCUUGCCAUGGCAAGGCUGUCAGGGAGAUAACAAGAGCUUUCUUGUUUGUAAGAAGAAAAUGGAGACUUCUCCAGAGGUCCUGUGUAGCUUCUGUCCAGCCCCAUUCAAACAUUUUCUUGAGUUGGUUACUACUAUGAAAUUUGAUGAAGAGCCAAAGUACGAAAAACUUGUUUCUCUCUUUGAUGAUCUGAUUAUCGGGCCUGUUUCAAGACCCAUCAGGAUCGCUGGAGGUCUAGAGGUUGGACAUAAACGUGGAAGAAUUGUUGUAAAUCUUGAAGAAGAUGAACAGCCUAUGGAAAAAGUUCGGUUGGGGAGCCCAGCAACUCAAUGGAUUUCGAUUUAUAGUGCUAGGCGGAACAUGACGCAGCGAUGCCACUAUAAUAUAGCUGAUUCAAGGCUGCAUCAGCACAUACAAAAAGGUUAUGAAGAUGGCGUGUUCAUUAGUUGUAUAGCUUCUUUAAAAAAUGUGUGGACUGUCAUCAUGGAUACUGGGACCGGCUUUUCUUCUCAAGUUUUCAAUCUUUCACGAAAUUUCCUACAGAAGGAUUGGAUUAGGGAGCAGUCGGAGAAGAACUUUUACAUAACAGCAAUAGCUGGAGCAACCAAUGGAAGCUCAUUGGUUGUGAUGUCCAAAGGGACUCCGUACACACAGCAGUCAUACAAAGUCAGUGAAUCUUUUCCUUAUAAGUGGAUUAAUAAAAAGUGGAAAGAAGGUUUUCAUGUAACAUGUAUGGGUACUGCUGGGAACCGUUGGGGUGUUGUCACGUCAAGGAACACCGAUUAUUCCUACCAGGCUGUUGAGUUAGACUUUGUGUAUCCAAGUGAAGGAAUCCAUCAGCGAUAUGGUGCCGGUUACAGAAUAACAUCAUGCGCAGCCACGCCUGACCAAACCGCUUUUAUCAUGAGCAUAGCCAAGGAGUCCAAGACGAAACCAGUGGAUGAAACUUUUCUGACUUCUGAUUUCCCCAGCAAGGCUACGAAGAUUCAGGGGUACAAUAUUGCGGAUGGAAGCACAUGCAGUCUCGGACUUGAUGAGUCGGUAUGCCCGCCUAGUGUUGUGGAUUGUCUUCGCUUCUGCAUCCAGGUCGUCGCAGACGGCGGUGUGUAUCUAGAGGACGAUGUCGACGUCUGCACUCCACCGGGCGCAAUUGGUAACGUCCAGAUCAAUCUCCUCCUCGACGUGAUCGCGUGCAUGGAAACGGUUGAGGAAAAACAGCAUGCAGCGGCGCCAGCGAGAGUAGUUGUUCGUUGUGGAAUCAAGCUUGUAUGGGAUGAACCGGGUGAUGUUAAAAUCGCCGAGAGAUUUGGGAGGGGGUGA
Molecule: messenger RNA, 2394 nt
Organism: Triticum turgidum subsp. durum (durum wheat)
Lineage: Eukaryota; Viridiplantae; Streptophyta; Magnoliopsida; Poales; Poaceae
Source: the annotation of a GenBank genome assembly